CCAGGUAGCUCUCAGUAUGACUAUAUAUCCAUAUAACGCAGCCCCAGGGGCCUUAUUUUGAGAUUGCAAAAAUGAUAUUGUGAUUUCUAGAGAUAUUAUUAUGACAUUUCAGGGCCUGUUGAUGUCGUUCUUUGAAAACGUCAGAUAUUGACAUUCGAGAGAUGAGUUAGGCAAGCAUGGCGCGGUUGGAUAUUCACGUUACAGACAAAGUGCUAGAUUUUUUACAUUUGUUUCUUCUAUUACAAACUUUACAACCUUCUUCAACAUAUGUAGAUGCAGUAGAAAGUCACAGCCAAGCGUUCAUCCAAACAGACAAACAUUUGACCUACAUUGUAGGUGAUAUUAGUGGAAUACCUUUAGAAAUAAAACCAGGUCAUGGGUUUCCAGACCCGCUUUCAAUUCAAGAUGAUAAACUUUUUUCCAGUAGCAUUAGAUUGGAUCCUGCUAUGCUGGACUUUCAACAACAGCCAGUUGGAAUGCCGCGUAUGGAAAGAGUCAUAGUUCAAAAUAAUGACCCAAAAAAUAGUUUACACCUACUGUCAAUAUCAGGCAGUACAGUGCAUUUUCAUUGCUCAUUUUUUCAAGAUAAAAUUGUUCCCCUUGGGGGAAACACUACAUUUGAUGUAGUAUUUUUGGCCAGACAGGAAGGCAAUGUGGAGAAUACCUUAUAUAUCCACACCUCCAUAGGCUCAUUAAAAUACCAGGUUUUUGGUGUUGGUAUCCCCAACCCGUAUCGCCUGAGGCCGUACCUAGGAGCCAGAGUACCCAUCAACAGUAGUUUUUCUCCUUUAAUUCAAAUGCAUAAUCCUCAUAAUAGAAGGCUGCAGGUGCUGGAAAUGUUUUCUAGUGAGGGAGAUUUACAUCUAGAACUCCCAUCAGGAGCAAAAGAAGCAUCAAAAGAAUUAUGGGAAUUACAGCCAUUUGAGACUAAGCCUGUAAUGCGGGCCAACUUUGUGGGUCGAGUAGAAAACAACCACACAGCAUUCAUCAGGAUAAAAACCAACCAGGAGAGUGAUUCUGAGAUGCUGAUACUGCCUGUGGAGGUGGAGGUGUCGUCAGAGCCAGGGAUAUACUCACCGAUAGAGAUGAUAGAUUUUGGUAUUUUGAGGACGCUUGACAAACCGAAAGUUGUGAAGUUGAACCUCAUCAAUACAGGAGCAAAACCUAUACAUAUCUCUAGUGUGAAUGUGUCGCCUAGCAACGAUGCUGUGAGCAUAGACUUUCGACCCAUAAAGUUGCAGCCAGACCCAGGGAGGCAGGUCACAGUAGCACAUAUCACAUACAAUGCUGUCAAAGCGUUUCAUCCCAAGCAGUGGUCUGGAAAACUUGUCAUCAGAACAAAGAACAAUUUUCACAGACUGAUAAUCCCCUUCCGGGCGAAUGUCCUACAUGGGUCACUGGUAUACAAUGUCAACACCACAUACUACUUUAGUGCAAAAGCCCUGAAGAAUGUCACACGGCCGAUGAUGUUCACGAACACCUUCAACUUCUCCAUUGUCAUCUUCAACGUCACACUACCGGCUGACGUAGCCCAGUUCUUUUCUAUCUACAACUUUACACAGCCUGUGUUGCUGCAGCCUCAGCAGAUGGCCACACCCUUCCUGGUCAAGUUCCAUCCAAACGAGACACAGCUUCACUUCAACACUGUACUCACCAUACAUUCAAAUGCAUCCACCUUCCAGAUUCCUAUCAUCGUCUAUAAUGGGCUGUUCAAGGUUAUACAUCAUCGGCCAGAGAAGUUCAAAGGGCAGCUUGAUUUCGGUACUAUGGGAGUAGGCGAAAGUCGGAGUAUGAUAUUUACUGUGCGCAACGACAACCCUGUGGAUGUUGUGGUGGGUGAGUUUAGUUCCAACAUGAACCGUACCACCGUCGAGAUCCUUGGUAUGGAGAGAGGGAACGGGACGACGCUCACCCGGGUACACAACAAGUCGGAAAUAGACACAGAUCCGCUGGUGAUCAAGCCCUACCACUUUGCUGUGUUCAGUGUUAAUGUUGUUGCGCCAAACGAAGAGGGGGCGUAUGCAGCGGAGGUGUUGAUAGUCACACAGUUCCAGGAUAUUUUUAUACCAGUGACUCUGCGGACAGCUGAGGGGAGCCUUCAUGCCAUUCCAGACAAAUUUGUUUUUGAUAAGGUUUACCCUGGUAAAAUUCCCUACAAAGUGCUACAGAUACACAGUACAUUCAGCGAGUACAUGGAGGUCACCCAGGUGAUGUUCCAGCCUGCAGACAGGAGGUUCUACUUUGUCCCCCAGAACCACAACACGGUUUUACUUCAGCCCCAUGAGCAUAAUGUUGUUGGAAAAAUUUAUUUUGACUCCAAAAGGGGUUGCCAAGAAGAUUGUUACGUUGGUUUACCGACAUAUGUACCUGCUGGACACCAGUGGCUGCUGGGCCUGUCGCUGGACAAGGAGGUUGCAGACACAGACCAGUACCUAUACACACGAUUGCAGCAGAAGUGGGAGGAGCUAGAACUCUCAGAAGAAAAUACAGCAAAUGUUACCAUUGAGUUAGACACAAACCAAGUUCGGGGUUUUUUAUUCUCGGCUCAGGCACAUCUGCACUGGCCAUCGCUGGUGCGAAAAUGCAAGAUCAAGUUUCCCUUGACACAGAUAGGCAACAUAUCAAUAUCAGAUUUUAUAGUAGAGAACACAGGCGACCUGCCUGUUUUAAUGCAGAUUCUGCCUCUUCCAUUAUAUCCAAACCCUCAUACAAUCCUGGAUCUACUCAACUACAAGUUAUCAGCCGACCUUACAGACUUUAUAGAAACUGAGGACUUAGAAACCUUCACUCUCCAGGACUUGGAGGAGUAUAAUGACAAUGCUCAGAAUCCAAUCCCUGGACUACGCAAGUCUGUUGAGAACUUGCUGGGCGUGAAGGCACACAAACACUCCAUAGCCUCUGUACUACAACCGGGGGCCAAAUUGAAGGUCAGGGUGGGCUUCCAGCCCAAGGACGACUACUCCAGAACAUCCAUUAUACUAAUAAGAAACAACCUGACCAUCAUUGACACUGUGGUGGUGCAGGGCCAGGGGUGUCGCGGGGAGAUGCGGUUCAGCAACAGGAAGCCGGGCUCACAUUCACCCCUCAUGUUCGACAUGAACGAAAAACAUUUGAAAAACUGUGAUAUUUCAGAGAAAAAGCCCAGCAAGAGCAUGGUGCCACAUUUUACCGUGAGGAGGACAUUCACACUGCGGAACACGGGGGAACUACCGUUCUACGUCCAGGGAUUCAGCAUCAAUGACUCACCCUGUGAAGGCUAUGGUUUCAAAAUUUUAGACUGUGAAGGAUUUGAAAUGCCACCAAAUACAAGCAGAAAAAUAGAUAUUGCCUUCACCCCAGAUUUUACCAUGUCAAGAAUCCGGAGGUCCCUGACAGUUCACACAAGUUUAGGUCCGCCAGCCAACUACACGCUACAGGCAACAGUUCCCCCCCACCUCCUGUCCAAGUGCUCCGCAGCACUGCCCCGGCCCAACUGGGAACCCGUGCUGUAUUACUCCAUCGUGUGCGUCAUGAACUUUCUCCUCUUCUGCAUCCUUGUGGCAGCAUACUUUGAAGCAGAUCGAAUCAUCGUGGCAGACAUACUCAAACGUAAGCUCCGAGUCAACACAGCGCAGUCGUUCGACAAAGGGAAGGUUUUUGAUUUACGUAAUGUAGCGGGCUUGUCCAUCUCUCCCAGCCUCCCCCCACCUCACUUAACAGCAGACAUGAGAGGAAGGCAGAUGAUCGAGAUCAACGGCCACUUGGAGUACAAGCAGGCACGUAGAGAACCUUUCAUCGGCAGCAUUCUCAGUGUUCUCAGAAAUCUCAUUCCACGAAAAAUAUCACUCUUUUCACGGCGAUCUCAUGUUGAGAGACAGAGUUCCCGUGAGCGUGAAGCAAAGUCUGUGUCUGUAAUUACCAGUGCAAAGCCACAGACCAUUGAUAAAGACAAACCAACACCAGCACCCACCCCAACCCCAACCCCACCCCCACCACAGGAAACUGUGGCCACAGAGAAAUCCAUACCACCACACAGAAUGAAAAAAUCCAGAUCCACAUCCAGACGGAAUCAGGAUUCGAACUCGGCUGAUGGGCACCUGCCGACUAGAUCCGGAGACCGUAAUAAAGAUAUGACCAUUCCAGAACAGAAACGUACCGAAAUGGACCUUAAUGACCCCCCGAGUGCGGAGAUACGCCAGGGGCCAUACCGAUGGGAACGGUCGUCCAGCACUGACCAAGGGGAACGUGCUGUUGAUGACAUCACAGAGAUAAAGGAAGAGGUGAGCCAGUUGAAGCUGGGUAAGAUGAAGAACAAGAAGAAGAACAGGACUCGCCUGGAGCGGGACCUUUUGAAGGACAAAGUCCUGCUGCCCCAGCAUGAGAACUCCCUGACAGACGACCGGGAUGAGAUCUCCUCCACCACCACUGACUCCUCUGCUGGAGAUGUUGAGGAGAAGAAUUCCAGUGCUCGAGACUCUACUCCCGAGCCCCUAGUACCGCUAGUAAAGAGAUCCAAGACCAAACUCCGCCCCAUGGACCGGGCAGUUCCUGCCAUCCUUGACGAUGACUACAAUGAUGAGGAAGAGUUUGAGUUGACCUCCAAAUCAAGAGGCCAUCGGAAGAUUCGCGUCAACCCCAAAGAGACGUUUGGGGGAAACAUCCUGAGACCAAGCACCCUGGAGCUACCCUACAGUCUGGAGACACGCAAGACCAAGGACUCGACUGCAUCAGCUGACUCAGCCAGUAAGAACAAGCGUCCAUCCAAGACCACACGAAGCAACUCCAAGGGUGACACUUUGUUGCACACAACGGCCAGCGACAGCAGUGACCCCGACAAAGAUUUCCCAGCGCCUCCGUCGUGGGACUUCCCCAGUGCCACACUGACUCCUGGUGACCUCACUGAGCUGUCCAUACAGACCGAGAACUUUGCCCAGAAGCACAUCAAGGGCCUGGGCAGUAACGGUAGCGCCAGUAAUGGUGGCACCAACAGCCAACUGAACGGCUUCUCCCCCGAGGCCCUCACCAGCUCCAGCCGCUCCAGCAGCUACAGCAGCAUUGUCAGCAACAGCAGCAGUGACUCCAACACCAACAAGGCCAAGGGCAAACAAUCCACAGCUGGAGACAAGCGAGCUACCGGCUUCUCUCCUUUUGGUGAGAAUGGUCUCCCAGGACCUAUAGGGAUCAAGAAUGGAGCUUCCAAGUCUCCAACAAACAAGACCCGGAACCCGUGGAGCGGAGGACCACCAUCCCCAGACUCCAUUGGCAGCUUUGGACUGACGACCAUUGAGGAGAACUCUUCUGCACCCUUCACAUCCCAAACGGCCAGCAUUGAUUCAUUUGGUCAGCAGGAGUACGGCUUCACAGGCAAUGGCUACACCAACCCGAUGGAGCAGAUUCCCAAGCAGCCAUCAAUGAUGCAGCAGCUCAUGGCCGAACGCCGUCGCCGCUACAGGGAACACCAGCUCAAGAUGCUAAACAAGGGUGAAGAUUGGCCUGGCUUUGACGUUCCCCCUGUCAGAAGUGACAGCCUGUGGGACUCUGAGUACAACCCACUGGAGAACGCCUGGUCUGUGGCCACAGACUCACCACCCAGUGCCAAUGCGGGCGGUUUCUGGAAUGCGUUGACAAGUUCAGCCACCAGCGGCUGGAACAACCUGACCUCCAUCUGGUCGAACAACCCGAGCACAUCCUCUCCGUCUACCAUGGAGAAUGAGGUGGUGUACCCAGAACCAACAUACUCCGGAAACUCCAGCCCACAGAUCACCAACGCCGGGAACGUUCAGUCCGUUCAGCCCCACUGUGGACAUGGCCAUCUGGAGCCCCAAGGCCACCACAGCCAACACAGCCAGCACAGGAUGGGGCCAGUUCCUUCCCCCCAGAGGGAGACAACCCCAAGAACACUGACAAUUAAACUAUUAUACCACUUAGAGUGACCUCCCCUUACAGCUCACACAGCUUCACUGUGUUACACUGCUCCUUUUGUUCUCUGCACUGUUGCUGAAACCACUCACUUUAUCCCUGAGUAGUUGUCCAAACUUACAUGUAGAUCCAUUACCAGGUUUCUGGUGUUCCAUAUUUCUGUUAAGGUUUACCUUAUGGAAGUGAUUUCAAAUUUGUGAACUUUAGUUAAAAUAUCACAGAUGGAAAUGAGAUAAAUUUUCUGUACUUGUCAUGAAGUUUAGUUUAAGCCAUAUAGACUAUAGUCAUAUUUCUAACACAAUGUUCUAAAGCUAAAUUAGUGAGAGUAGGACGUUAUAGUAGUCUCACCACAGAGCGUGAUGUGAAGUUCACCCCCUAGAGUUAGCUCCCUUUGUUGUAGCCGUUAGGAGAACUAGCAUCCUACUACGUCUUUGGUUUGUUUGUAGAAAGUGUUUUGUUGGCUUCUUAUCACGUGUUAUUCUUCCACCUGCAGGUUCGUGUUGUGUGUUACAUACCUCCUGUAAAACCCACCUAGAACUUCAGUUGAACUACUCACAUGAUCACCUAUGUUUCAGUGUUUAGGACAAGUUAGUUUUCUUCAUGUGCUCUACUUGUACAUAGUUUCUUUCAUAGUUUGAUUAUGCCAGUUUACUCUGUACAGCCGUUUCUUCAUUGGCUUAACUGUGCGAAGCUCUAUUAUUUUGGUUUGAGAGUCGAGUUAGGCAUGAACAGAAGGUAUGAUGUCACUCUCAAAAAUUAUUUCAUGUAUGAUUUUAUACGCAGAACUAUCCAACCAGUAGCAGCAGUAAAGUCAUUAUUACAGGUCCCUCAUAGUCUUGUCAAUGUUAGAUUUUCUCCAGAUAUUGCAUGUGUUAGAUUUUCUCCAGAUAUUGUGUGUAUAUUGAUAACUAGUGAUACUAGUACUAUUUGUAUAUGUAUAUAAUUGUAUGGGAGGUCACUCUAUGUUGGCAUCAGUGGAGGAUAUGUUCAUAGGAUGUUGAGUUGUCCUGAUGAUCAAAACAUUUAAUAUGUUAUGGAUUUGAGAGGCAUAUUGCAUUUUUUUUAUCAUGCUGCUCAAACAUUUGGACAUCCUUUCACUUGCAGUUCCGAUGAGAUGUGUUCACAAGUGAAUGAGCAGCCAUCUUGUGGUUAGAUUCUGGUUUAGGGAGCAGUUCAAAACAUUGGCUGUAAGCUGAUUGACUACAUUUUGGGACAGACAUUCACACAUGCACACUGUCGACAUACUAGAAACAUGCAUGUGCACACAGGCAUGCACACACACACACACACACACACAGAAACUAAGAUGUCCAAUCAGUGUCAUAAUUUUGAACUGCUGUCUAAAAAUGAUCAAUGUGUAAUGGCUAAGCAAAUUGUUUAUUUGCUACAAUUAUGUUAUAAUGUAUGAAGUGUAAUAUUUUACAGAGCUGGUCAGUGUGUGAGAGACACUGUGUCAAGUGGCCUUGAUCUAGUGGUGUACAUGAUCUGAAUACUGACAUGUGCAACACUGAAAUCCUUAUGGUUUUUCACAGAAUAUUUAUAAAUUGUUCAACUUGGCUGUGAACUCUGUUCAGAUGAUGUUGCAGGUAAACAUUUCCUGUAAGUGUAAUGUGUCGGUAAGAUUACCCACAAGGGUCACUGUCAUCCCACUGAUCAAGGCCACCCAAUGUGCAGUCUGUAUGAGACAUGUGUGAAGCUCCAGCUGGAGUUACAACCUAUACUAUAUCCAUUGAGGCUCCCAACUGUGGCCCUGGAUCGUGACAACCCCCUCACUAUGUAUGACAACAAGUAAUGAGACUUGUAGACUCACCACAACUGUGACAAUCACCUGAUUCUGGAGUUGCCUCCCCUGGUUGUCCUCAUCUUGUAUGAGUUGAUGACGGAGCCUCCUUGACCUUAACAUACAUCCCCCUCACCAGACAGUGGCAGGUUGUACCAAGAGCAGUAUGUUCUGUGUGGUAACCAUUAAUCACACUGUUUAUACAAUCACAUCAAGUGUUUAAAGCUGUGAAAUUGGAAUAUACUUACACAGUGGCUGCCAUCUCCUGUCUGCCUGUCGGUGUGGAGGAGGAGACAAGACUUGAUUAUUGACGUGACUGUGUACGUUCGGAGCUCCACUGAGGAACAGCUGAUGCAGGGACAGAAGCCCUUGUUUGUAGCAUCCAUAAUUUUAUCAAUUUUGUUGCAUCAAAGCAUUUCAUAUUCUCAAAAAUUGGAAUUUUCAAAAUGUUCAAGUCAAAACUGGUUCAAGUGUUCGUAUUUGACUAUAAAAGUGUACAUUAUGCUUUAAAAAAGAUUAUUCUAUGGCCUGUUUCUAGAACCUUGUAUGCAGGCCUAUUUAGACGUGAAUACAGCUCUCUUUCGAAAAAUGAGUGCAGCUGGCAGUGUGAGCUCCAACCCAUACACGUCCCUGUUGUUGUGUGUACGUUGUAGCCUCUCUGAUACUCAAGUUACCUUGUUAAACCAGCAGGGUAUAUCCUUCGUCCAUGGAUACAUUGUAAUACCAUGACAGUUGAUGUGUCCUGCUUCUUUAACGGCAUGUAUACUGUUCUUCAAGUUGAGAAGUGGUUAGUUUUAAUGUGAUGCUAUUUUACUGACACUGAUGAAUACUUUGUUAUUGCUAGAGACCUAGAUAGUGAUGCCUGGUGCGGCAUUGUGUUACAUAUCAGUAGGACCCAGCUCGGGCACGUAGAUCACAGGUUGCUUCAGUUUGUGACUGACAAUAGCUACAGGUCGUGCUGUGUUGCACAAGCUUUGUAUAGUCUCCCACUUGCUUUCAUUGGUCACUUAUGUAUAGAAAACAUUCUUUUUAAAGCAGUUGAUAAACAUUUAGUUUUGUUUCUGUCAUAUAGGAUAAAUGUUAAUUUCCUAUUUUGUGUUCGAUUUUACCAGGAGUAAUUUUAAAGAAAGUGUUUGGGCAAAAUUUAGAAAUAUUUGUGUUUCGGGUAACUUGAUUGGGAUACAAAGUUGAGGAGAGUUUCCUUCAAAAAACUAUAAGCUUAAGUACAAUUUAGUUGAAUUGUUUGACAACUAAUUACAAGUUCUGGCUGCAAGUGACACGUUUAUUUGGUCUGGUUACCGGGAACAUACAUAUUUUCUUGUUUGGCCUCAGCUCGGCUCCUGUGGCUGUAGGUGUUGUGGUCGGUGUAGUAAGUACAAGUUUACAGGCAGAUGGCCGCCGGACGGACAAACAGAUAAACAGACACAUAACAGUCCAAGCACAGUGCUUGUAGCAGAAGAGGACUGCACGCUUUAGAUGGGAAUAUUUUCCCAAGUAAUUGUUGCGUUUUUUACCUUUUUUAAUAUUGUUAAACUGCUUUUUUGUGAGUAGUAAAAUGUUUGUCUGUGAUAAUUUAAGUAUCAGAGAGGUGAGGCUGAUUUGUUUGUUAGUCUCCUGGAGCUGGUCGCCUGUAUUUGUGAACCAUCAGCUCUUCUGUAUUGAGGCAGCGGUCUGCUGCACUCUACCUGGAAUGGUCCUAUAUGUUACUUUUACAUUUUCAAGGCUUAGAUGUGAAGAAAACAUUAGCCAUAGGUUUCCCUGGCUGUGCCCACUCUCUGCGGUCAGACUUGACCCGGGGAGAGGUCAGGGGAACCAUCUGUUUGUCUUUAUCACUGGUCUGUGGUAAGAAAGAAGUGCUCUAACAAGAAACUUCUGCUGCGGAUCGUGUGUCCGUUUUACUUUAAAAAAUAAUAAAAUAAUUUCGUUUUUAUUGCA
Haliotis rubra (blacklip abalone) is the source of this 9613-nucleotide messenger RNA. Its product is annotated as transmembrane protein 131-like. Gene Ontology annotation, cellular component: membrane. Lineage: Eukaryota; Metazoa; Mollusca; Gastropoda; Lepetellida; Haliotidae. The record is from RefSeq and is a predicted model, not a curated record.